AUGUCGUUCGGCUUGAAGAAUGCGGGGGCGACCUAUCAGAGACUAGUCAAUCGAAUCUUCGCCAAGCAGAUCGGUAGUACAAUGGAGGUCUAUGUGGAUGACAUACUAGUAAAGAGCCGAACGGCAAGGGAACAUUUGGCGAACCUAUCCCUCAUGUUCGGCAUCUUGAAGGAAUACCGAAUGAGACUCAACCCCACGAAGUGCGCCUUCGGAGUAUCUUCAGGGAGAUUCCUCGGUUUCAUGAUCAGCCAGAGGGGCAUCGAGGCGAACCCCGACAAAAUCAAGGCCAUAAUCGACAUGAAGGUGCCGAAAACACAGAAGAACAUCCAGAGCCUUACCGGACGAGUGGCAACCCUCACUCACUUCAUCUCAAAAGCCACAGACAGGUGUGCACCGUUCUUCAAAGCCUUGAAAGGGGGCAAACAUCACAUAAAGUGGACCGCCGAAUGUGAUAAGGCGUUUCAAGACUUGAAGGACUACAUGGGCAGAGCUUUGCUGCUGUCAAAACCCCUCCCUGGGGAAAUACUCUCUCUAUAUCUAUCAGUAUCCAACACUAUCGUCAGCUCGGUACUGAUACGAAUACCAGAGAAGACAGAACUACCCAUCUUCUACGUCAGUAAGGCCCUACAGGGGGCAGAGUCUCGGUACCCCCCACUCGAGCAGUUGGCUUUGGCCCUGGUCGUUUCUGCCCGACGGUUGAGGCCUUAUUUCCAGGCCCACACCAUCAUCGUUCUAACCAACCAGCCCCUUCGGCCGGUUUUUCAAAAAACAGAAACAUCCGGCAGGCUGGUGAAAUGGGCGAUCGAGUCGGGAGAGUUCGACGUACAGUUCAAACCCAGACCUGCCGAGAAGGGACAAGCUGUGGCAGACUUCAUCGCUGAACUGACACCUUCGGAGGCCUCAGAACCUGAGAAAACCCCUCCACAGGAAGGCCUACCGAACGGCAGCCGCCUCGACCAGUCAACUCCUUUCUGGAUCCUAGACGUUGAUGGCUCGGCAAACCAACAAGGAUGCGGAGCUGGUCUGGUACUCACCGCUCCCGAUGGAGCCAAAAUUGAAUAUGCCAUCAGGUUUGGCUUCCGAACGUCCAACAACGAAGCCGAAUACGAGGCGCUUUUGGCCGGAAUAGUGAACCAGGUAACUGCCGACUUCGCAGCAAAGGACGCGUCCAUGAUGGCGUACCUCACGGCAGCACACCAACUGCUAAACAACUUCCAAGCGUACGAAAUUCGGCAGAUACCAAGAAACGAGAACAGUCAUGCCGACGCCCUCGCUAGAUUGGCUUCGGCAAUCAAUGACAAAAUAGGUCGAAUGAUCCCCGUCAAGAUACUGACCCUUCCGAGCACCGCCAUUGCCGAGAUCUGCGCUAUAGAGUACAACACAUGGAUGUCGCCUAUUCAUGCUUACCUAACAAACGGCCCCCUCCCUGCAAACAAGGCCAAGGCCAGACAGCUGCGUUACCGAUCGACAAGGUACAUUUUCAUCAACGACAUUCUGUACAAACGUGGCUACUCGACCCCCUACAUGAAAUGUAUCACCGAAGAGCAGGGCGAAUAUGUCCUUCGGGAGAUCCACAGUGGUGUCUGCGGCGAUCACUCCGGUUAUAGAUCCCUAGCCCACAAGGCCUUCCGACAGGGGUACUAUUGGCCGUCAAUGCAUCGGGAUGCAAUAACAAUGGUGAAGAAGUGCGACAAAUGCCAGAGGUUCGGCAAUAUCCCGCAUCUACCUGCCGAACCCCUCACGCCAAUCGUAAGUCCGUGGCCGUUUGCCCAAUGGGGACUUGACCUAAUCGGACCAAUGCCGCAAGGCAAAGGACAGGUCAAAUAUGCGAUCGUUGCCGUUGACUACUUCACGAAAUGGGUUGAGGUUGAAGCCCUAGCCACCAUAACGGCACCAAGGGUCGAAGAGUUUGUCUGGACCAAUAUCUGUUGCCGCUUCGGCAUCCCCUACGCCAUCAUCACCGAUAACGGCAGGCAGUUCGAUUCAGAGCUCUUCAGGCAGUUCUGCACCCGCCUCAAACGGUCAGGUAGAGGCCGUGAACAAAAUUAUCAAGAAGCUCUUAAAACGGCAGCUCAACAGUGCCAAGGGUGCUUGGCCGGAGAAGCCUCCCGAAGCCCUGUGGGCGAUAAAGACAUCCUACCGAACCUCCACGGGGGAAAAUCCCUUCAGCCUUGCAUUCGGAUAGGAAGCCGUUGUCCCAGUAGAGAUCGGCGAGUCAACUUAUCGAACGGAAGGUUUCGGACCGAAGGCGAACGAGGCUGCACUCGCGUUAAGCCUGGAUUUGAUCGAGGAACGCCGAACGGUAGCCAACCUUCGAAACGAAGCUUACAAACAGCGCGUCUCUCGGUACUACGACUCAAGGGUCAAACCUCGCUCCUUCAGAAUCGGGGACUGGGUUAUGCGCAAAGUUUGGCUUGCAACCGAAAACCCAACGGAAGGAACCCUCGGACCUAUCUGGGAAGGACCCUAUGA
This is a messenger RNA of Prunus avium (sweet cherry), 2472 nucleotides long. Lineage: Eukaryota; Viridiplantae; Streptophyta; Magnoliopsida; Rosales; Rosaceae. The record is from RefSeq and is a predicted model, not a curated record.